AAGGUGACUGUGCCUUUAAAAGCACUCCGGGCAGUGCGUGGUGUUUAUUCCUCGGCGCACCUUCUGCUCCAUCCGGCUCCAUCAACAGACGAUGCGCCCCGGUAACUUCUCACAGCACCGAACCUGCAGCACACGUAACAGACCCUGAACAACAACGGUCAUCUUCAUAGACAGGUAAUGGAUCCUGUGUGACUGUUUCAACACCAUCCUGCCCAGCUGGCCUUUCUAACUCUGUAGCUAUGGCAACUUGUCCGAGAGGCUGCACCCCAGCGGUGCGCCUUUGUCAGAAACUGAACCGACUCAAGAUACUGGAAGAUGACAUGAUGGCCACGUCGCUGAAACGUUGCCUCUCCACGCUGGAUCUGACUCUGUUGGGAGUCGGUGGCAUGGUGGGCUCUGGGCUUUAUGUCCUGACAGGAACAGUGGCUAAAGACAUGGUUGGGCCCGCUGUCAUCAUAUCCUUCAUUUUUGCAGGAAUUGCUUCUCUACUGGCUGCCUUUUGUUAUGCAGAGUUUGGAGCACGCAUUCCCAAAACGGGAUCUGCCUAUAUGUUUACCUAUGUCUCUGUGGGAGAGAUCUGGGCCUUUCUGAUUGGUUGGAAUGUGAUUCUGGAGAACAUGAUUGGUGGUGCUGCUGUGGCACGUGCCUGGAGUGGCUACCUGGACUCCAUUUUUAACCACGCCAUCCAGAACUUCACAGAGACACACAUUAUGCAGUGGAAUGUGCCCUUCCUUGCCCAUUACCCUGACCUCCUCGCAGCAGGGAUUCUAAUAGUUGCCUCGUUCUUCAUUUCCUUUGGAGUUCAAGUGUCCUCUUACCUCAACCAUAUCUUCUCCGUUAUUAGCAUGGGUGUCAUCCUUUUCAUCCUGGUGUUUGGCUUUAUACUGGCUGAACCAGCCAACUGGAGCCAGAAAGAAGGAGGUUUUGCACCUUUCGGGCUAUCUGGAAUACUGGCGGGCUCGGCCACGUGCUUCUACGCAUUUGUGGGCUUCGAUGUAAUUGCAUCCUCAAGUGAGGAGGCAAAGAACCCACAGAAAGCUGUUCCCAUUGCCACUGCGAUCUCCCUUGGACUGGCCGCGACAGCUUACAUCCUGGUCUCCACGGUGCUCACACUAAUGGUACCCUGGCAUUCACUGGACCCAAACUCAGCUCUGUCAGAUGCUUUCUUCCGCCGGGGUUACAGUUGGGCUGGAGUUAUUGUGGCAAUAGGUUCCAUCUGUGCCAUGAACACCGUGCUGCUCUGUAAUCUCUUCUCCCUCCCUCGGAUUGUGUACGCCAUGGCAGAGGAUGGGUUGUUCUUUCAAAUUUUCGCACGGGUCAAUCCCGUCACCAAAGUCCCUGUCAAUGCUAUAUUGGUGUUUGGGGUCCUCAUGGCCACCAUGGCUCUCAUCUUUGACCUGGAGGCCUUGGUUCAGUUCCUGUCCAUCGGCACCCUCCUGGCGUACAGCUUCGUGGCAGCGAGUGUUAUUGUGCUGCGCUUCCAGCCUGACAAAACCAGCUCCAAGGGAACCGCUUCCACAUCUCCCAACCCUAAUGCUGAGCCUUCCCCUGCCCCCUCAGAGUCUCAGACCAUAACCGAGGACAGCGGGGAGCUGAAGCAGUAUGAGUCCUUCUCUGACAAACUCCAGUUAGUCGAGAGACAGGCGUCGCAAGAGCGGCGCGGGGUGGGGCAGCUGAGGGCCUACUGGGAACCGUACCUGGGCAAGCUGCUGGGGGACUGUGAGCCGGGCGAAGUGGUGGCCUUUUGCGUGCUGUCUCUGAUAGUGAGCUCAGUCUCCCUCUGUGUCGUGCUAGAGUUUGGAAUCAAACAGCUGCAGCUGCCGAUCUGGAGCUUCUCAAUUCUGCUCGUGAUUUUUAGCUCAGCACUUGUUCUCAGCCUGGCGCUCAUAUGGAUUCACGAGCCGCGAACCGACAGUAAAACAUUCCAGGUACCUUUGGUUCCAUUGACUCCAGCUGCCAGUAUCCUCAUUAAUGUAUUCCUCAUGAUGAAGCUCAGCCAUCUAACCUGGAUCCGAUUCUCUGUAUGGAUCGCCGUAGGUCUCUUUGUGUACUUUGGCUACGGGAUCUGGCACAGUAAGGAGGGCAUGCGGGAGCUACAGCCCAAAGACAUGGCCGCCCGAUACGUGGUGCUACCCAGCGGCAGCCUGGUAGAGACAGUGCAGUCUGUCCAGCCCGAUGGACAAGUGGACACCUCUGCGCCGCACAUCAACCCCUCCGCUGCCUCCACAGCUGAGGAGUACGCAGGAAAGAGAUGAUGUGUGACCAAACAUAGUCAUUACUACUGCCUGGUAUUGUCCGUUGUCUCCCACUCAUACCCUCUACUAUUACUGGUGUUCUCUCUGUAGCUCACUCUCUUUUAGCGUGUGACUGGCCUGCCACAGUCUGUACUCGUUGCUCUGCAAAUGUAAGCACACCACAGUGUGGGAUGCACGCUCUCUGUCUCAUUGUGAAGCAUAUUUGUAUAUCUUGUAAUACUCGAAUGUACAGUAGAGAGCUUUAUUACUGUCCUGUAAACUCCUAGCAUCAAAGUUGUGUCAUAUACUUUUAAGACCAGCUUUUCUCUUGCAACCAGUUUGUCAGAAUCCAUGUGGUUAUAGGUUAUAUAUAUAUAUAUAUAUAUAUAUAUAUAUAUACAUACACAUAUAUGUGGUGCUUUUUUUUGUGACAAACUUUUAGUUAAUUAUACUCAGUGGAUGAUUUUUUUUUUUAAAUGCUAACAUGGAUCCGAAGCUGGAAAAUCAACAUUAACCAAAACAGCCAUUUCUGAAUACAUCAUUAUACGAAGCAGCAUUCAUACGUUGCAUGUUUUUUUUUUUUAGCUAAGCAGAGGAAUGCACAGACCUAUGUGAGUUUACAUUUUUUGCUUUUUUCUCACAUUCUUCUCCCCAAAGCCUUAGGAGAAACUACAGGCUCUAAUCAUUAGUCCAUCUCCUACUUUCCUAGACUGCCCUAAAUUAAUAUAGGGGUUUCUAGCAAAUUAUUUAAUCCCAUAUUCUAAGAUAUGUAUUUAUUUUUCUAUGAUUACUAUUGAUAUUUUGCUUUUAUACGAAUCUCAUUAGCUUAUAUUUCUGAGUUUCCUGUUUGUUUUUUUUGUCAAAGUAUUUGUGUUAUAUAUGUUUUGCAUGUACCUCUAUUAGUCUCCAUCAGUAAUUUGUGUUCACCUUUUAAGUGGCUGACAACACUUCAGUGCUUCACUUAAUCUCGUAAAUCUCACCCUGUGACCCUGUUCAUUUUUGUGUCACUGAUCUUGCUCUUGUGCAUUCUUUUCUCACGCACAUUUAGAAAGCAGCUCUCUCUCCAUCUCUCCCCGUUGGUUAGAUUAUUGGGUCUACAAGGCAAGCACAAACCUACUGAAUGGGACACACAGGGUAGAAUAUUGUGCGGACAGGCAGACUUUGGUUGUUAUGUUAAACCUGGGAUGGGCUUUAUCUCUCUGAGGCCUCCGUAAUCCCAGCAGAUUUGCUUUAGUCCCUGUCGCCAGUCUGCAGUUUGACCUAGAUUAGAGAAAGGCACACAUGUGAGAACACUCAUAUUAUACAGAUAACAUUCCCGCAGCCUACACUUGUAAACAACCGUGUCAGUACGUGAGGCUUUAUUUGAAUACAUAGGUAUGGUUUUUAUUCAUAUCAGUUUGUGAUUGCAUGUGAAACCAAUGGCCUUAAACGUGUUGUAAUCAAUGCAGACUGAUAUCCAAAGUUAAAGUAAUCAGUCUUAGUGACUUAGUUGUUACAUUUAUUUGUCUGUUUAAUAAAAACUCUUACACAGGACUUCAUACUUUAUAAUUAUUAAACCAAAACACCAACAUGGAAGAGAAUGUACAGCAGGAGGCAUUUUGGCACAAUUUCAGAGAUUUUUGUACAACUUUGCACUCUAAAAACUAUUGUCUGGUCAUUUUCACAGUUGUGCUUUGGAUGUCAGGGCCAGUUAUAGAUAAUGAUACUGUGGUGCUUUUUUAAGAUGAGCGUUUUCUCACCUCUUUCUCUUGUCUUUUUUGUUGUUGUUAUAAUUAUGUUAGUUAUAAAUUAUCCAAUUUCGUUUCUUACUUCUUAAUAGUAUUGUACUCUGUACUUGCACAUUACGUUCUAAAAUCGUUUUGUUAUAGUGUAUGUCUGUAUCAAAUGCAAAAGACUGUGUUAAAGUGAAAAAAAUAAAUGUUUUGAAGCAG
Molecule: messenger RNA, 4165 nt
Organism: Sander lucioperca (pikeperch)
Lineage: Eukaryota; Metazoa; Chordata; Actinopteri; Perciformes; Percidae
Gene: slc7a4
Product: solute carrier family 7 member 4
Exons: 5
Coding region: 240-2255 (671 amino acids)
Biological process (GO): amino acid transport; transmembrane transport
Cellular component (GO): plasma membrane
Molecular function (GO): amino acid transmembrane transporter activity
Source: RefSeq, a predicted model, not a curated record